AGCUUGCAUCAUGAAGUGUUUCCAAGAGAUUUUCUGUCUGGCCUGGGCUUUCAUCUGCCUUAUAGAAGUAUCUGAACUUGUACCACAAAAUUGGACACCAGAAGAACGCAGCGUUUACGAGCAAUUGCGACAACAGGAUUGCGGAGUCCUUUCGAAUAUAUUACCCAUCCAAAGACUUAGAAGAAGGAUCACCGGAGGCAGAAAAUCUUCCCUAAUGUCCCAACCAUGGAUGGCUUUUCUCUACAUACCAGAGCAUUUGGAAAUUUGUCGUUGUGGGGGCUCCCUUAUCUCAGAAAGCUUUGUUUUAACUGCUGCCCAUUGCAUUAAACUGUGUCCACGGUUUAGAGAAAUAAGAGUGCGGCUGGGAGAACACGACUUAAAUUCCUCACAAGACUGCACCACCUACGACUAUAAAAAGUUUUGUGCCCCGCCCGUUGAGGAAUUUUCUAUAGAGAAGGCGAUCAUUCAUGAGGAAUUUAACCCCUUCUCCGCUUGGUUUGAUGUUGCCCUGCUGAAACUGGACCGAAAAGUGGUCUUUAAAGAUCACAUCCGACCCAUUUGUCUGCCUCUGACAGAUCAACUCCUGGCGUUUACCUCCAACAUUGGACAAUCUUUCUUGGCGGUGGGCUGGGGAAAAACGGAGGAUCUGCGCUUUGCCAACACUUCCAUGGAGGUCUAUAUAAACACUGAGACGUGCACCGGCGGCAGGGAUAACUCCUUCCUGUGCGCCAACGGAGACUUUGUGGAUACCUGCACCGGCGACUCAGGUGGUCCGCUCACCUGGUCGAUCCUGCACCUUGGCGCCGUUCGCACGGUGCAAUUCGGAGUGGUCAGCUACGGGAGCACAGAGUGCGGAGCUGGUCAGAAGGCCUACUACAUGGAUGUGCCCACUUACAUGCCCUGGAUAAUCAAGAAGCUGGCCAAGUUCUCACAGUUGCGAGUCAAUUUAGAUACUAAUCAUUUGAGGUAAAGAUGAAAAUAAUAUGUAAUAUAUUUUGUAUACUUAUAUUUAGAAAUGCAAUGGUUCUAUCACAGUGUAUUAUUUAUAUUUUAUUUGCAUUAAAUUGAACCCAGUGGUGUUAUA
Drosophila biarmipes is the source of this 1084-nucleotide messenger RNA. Its product is annotated as serine protease grass. The coding region runs from base 11 to 970 and encodes 319 amino acids. Gene Ontology annotation, biological process: proteolysis. The transcript has 4 exons. Lineage: Eukaryota; Metazoa; Arthropoda; Insecta; Diptera; Drosophilidae. The record is from RefSeq and is a predicted model, not a curated record. Gene Ontology annotation, molecular function: serine-type endopeptidase activity.